Molecule: messenger RNA, 2292 nt
Organism: Echinococcus granulosus
Lineage: Eukaryota; Metazoa; Platyhelminthes; Cestoda; Cyclophyllidea; Taeniidae
Product: Calpain-B
Exons: 15
Coding region: 1-2292 (763 amino acids)
Biological process (GO): proteolysis
Cellular component (GO): cytoplasm
Molecular function (GO): calcium ion binding; calcium-dependent cysteine-type endopeptidase activity
Source: RefSeq, a predicted model, not a curated record
AUGGCACAAAUAGGCUUUAAUAUUCCUCUGGUAACCGAUCUGGGUGAUGGAUGGCAGACUCACAGAUCCCCACCACCUCGUCCGCCACCACGCCAUGAACCGGCCAUGCGCGCUCACCAGAAGCCUCAGGCCGCAUCAAUUAGGCGUCAGAUUCGGCAAAAGGAGAUCGCAUCUGUCAUUCUUCAUCGUAGAUUUGUCGCGUCGGAGUCGUUGGAACACAGCAAAAAGUGGUUUCAGCGCGAAGUCGAGGCACAGCUGCAGCGCGGCGGUCUCUUCGAAGAUCCCUUCAUGCCUCCUGUUGAUUCCACAAUUUGGCCAGAUCGUAGCAACUCUUCGGCAAAAUAUCGCUGGUGCAGACCAAAUGAAUUAGUAGCCCAUCCUCAAUUCGUCGCCGAUGGUCUCAGCCGUUUCGACAUCAAGCAGGGGGAAUUGGGCGAUUGUUGGCUUAUCGCGGCUUUAGCCUGCCUUUCUAUGCACCAUAAGCUUCUUAACGAAGUAGUUCCAUGUGGUCAAUCCUUUGUGCCAACGAGCGAUGGGGGCCCUCUGAACGCCAAAGGGGGCUUCGCCUAUGUCGGCAUGUUCUGGUUCCGCUUCUGGUACUUCGGCUGCUGGGUCGACGUGGUUGUGGACGACCGAUUGCCCACCGAUGGGAACCGUCUCUGCUUCAUGCAUUCUAGCGACCGACAAGAGUUUUGGUCCGCCUUAUUGGAAAAGGCCUACGCUAAACUUGUCGGCAGCUACGAUGCUCUUCGUGGUGGCACCACUUCUGAGGGUAUGGAAGAUUUUACUGGUGGUAUGUGCGAGAUGAUCGAUUUGGGCGACAAGGCGCCAGAAAAUCUUUUCAGCAUUAUGUCCCGAGCUCACUCUCGUUGCUCCCUCCUCGCGUGUUCAAUUGAUGCGAGUCCUGAACAAAUGGAAGCCGAAGGACCCUAUGGACUCAUCAUGGGACAUGCCUAUUCUGUCACAGACGUCCGAACGGUGCGCGAAACCAGUGGAAAUCAAUUGCAAAUGAUUCGAUUGAGAAACCCUUGGGGAAAUGAACGGGAAUGGGUGGGACCAUGGAGUGAUAAAUCAAAAGAGUGGUCACGUAUCUCACCAGAGGAGCGAAUGAAAAUUGGCCUGACUUUUGAUAAUGAUGGUGAAUUUUGGAUGACUUUCGGAGACUUUAAGCACUACUUCAGUCGAUUAGAAAUGUGCCACUUGAGUCCCGACUUUGACCAGAUGGAUAACACUACAAAGGGUGCUCCGCCGAAGCGGAAGUGGGAAAUGACGAGGCACGAGGGCGAGUGGCUAAGGAAUUCUACAGCUGGUGGCUGUCUGAAUAACCGAAAUACCUUCCAUAUGAAUCCGCAGAUCCGUGUAUCCGUUGUGGAUGCUGACGAAGCAGAUGACGACCCGACAGGUACCAUCGUAGUCGGCUUGAUGCAGAAAGGGAUGCGUGAAAAACGUCAAUCCCCAUUCUCUAUCGGUUAUGUAAUUUAUCCUCUUCCACCUGGUGCACCACCAAACGCUUUGCUAACACGCGAAUUCUUCCGUCAUACUCAAAUGGCUGCGCGCUCUAUGUUCGUUAACACUCGAGAGGUCUGUGGACGCCAUAAACUCAUUCCCGGUGAUUAUGUCAUCGUACCUUCCACUUUUGUGCCGAAUGAGGAAGCAAAAUUCCUGCUUCGAAUAUUCUCCGAGCGACCUUAUGCAGCUGGCGAAUUAGACGAUCAGAUUAUGUGUGGUGUUGAUCCUAUAACGCCAUUGCCAGCCCUGCCGAAGGAUGAGGAAAUGAUUAAAAAGUUGAAAUCCGCUUUCGAUGCCAUUGCCGGCGAUACUAAUGAUAUUGAAGCCGAAGAUUUGCGCAACAUUUUGAACAGAGUCUUCGAGAACAAGGUUGGUGAAUGCUUCGAAGGAUUCAGCUUGGAGACAGCGAGGAGUAUGGUCGCUCUUAUGGAUGUCGAUACCAGUGGAACUCUUGGAUUUGAAGAGUUCAAAACACUGUGGUACGAACUCCGUCUGUGGCUGACCAUAUUCAAGGAGGCGGAUGCAGCAAAAGCGGGGAAACUAUGCACUUACGAUCUCCGAAACGUACUGAAUGACAUUGGCAUCAGCAUUAGCAACGAGAUCUUCAAGGCCAUUGUCUGUCGAUAUGCGCACGAUGGGGUGAUUGUCUUCGACGACUUUGUCCUCCUCCUCGUCCGGCUUAUCACAGUGUUUGGAAAGUUCAAGGAGAACCUGGAGGAUCGAAAAUCGCUCAAGGCCUCCUUCUUUGUCGACGAGUUUCUGCGCUGUGUCCUCUAUACUUGA